AUGCUAGAGUAAGAUACCUUCAAGCAAACUCACCUGGAACAACAGUUCAUAGACAACUGCAAAGCUUCAAAAUGCCACUUUUUGGCUGGAUGAAAUGGUCCAAAAACGAUUCCUACAAACCCACAAGAUACCCUGGAUCAGAAGUAGUUACAAAAACCCUACUGAGGGAAUUGAAAUGGCACCUGAAAGAGCGUGAAAGAUUAGUACAAGAGAUUGAAAGUGAACAAAAAGUCCAGAAGACUGGCAUGGAUUACAACUGGCUGAAGAACUACCAAAACCCUCAAGCAACAAUUCCAGCUACUGAGCAACGACAGCUUGAAGUUCUGUGUUCACAAAUCCAGCCUUGCCAAACAGGGACUGUUCUCAGCAGAUUUCGUGAAGUUUUGGCAGAAAAUGAUGUUUUACCCUGGGAAAUAGUCUACAUAUUCAAGCAAGUUAUAAAAGAUUUUCUAACUACCAUCGAGAGAGAAAACCAACAAGACCGACUGGUAGACGCAUGGAAUACAAAUUGCUCUGAACAUUACAGCCUGCGUGGAGACAGUUCGAGCAAACCAGACAAAGAUGAAAUCCCCACAGUUUCAAGUUAUGUUGACAAAACCACACAAAGCAUGUUUCCCACCUUUUCUCACAGAAUCUGGAAUCUACCCUAUUACUACCCAUCAAGUUAAGCUGGUUUGUGUUUCUUUCAAAAAGAUCCGUAGCCAUUC
This is a messenger RNA of Colius striatus (speckled mousebird), 707 nucleotides long. RefSeq names its product RD3 like (gene RD3L). The transcript has 3 exons. Lineage: Eukaryota; Metazoa; Chordata; Aves; Coliiformes; Coliidae. The coding region runs from base 72 to 668 and encodes 198 amino acids. The record is from RefSeq and is a predicted model, not a curated record.